Fomitopsis serialis is the source of this 761-nucleotide messenger RNA. RefSeq lists its product as uncharacterized. The record is from RefSeq and is a predicted model, not a curated record. Bases 102 to 656 code for a protein of 184 amino acids. NCBI's taxonomy places the organism in Eukaryota, Fungi, Basidiomycota, Agaricomycetes, Polyporales, Fomitopsidaceae. The transcript is spliced from 5 exons.
GCGUCGGGCCACCCAACGCGUAUGGUCCUCUUGCACUGUUGCAGAGUCUUGCACAAGUCCUAUGAGGCCUGCAGUCAAGCUUUCAUCGACAUCUCUCGGGGAUGUCCAACUCUACACUCUUCGCCACUUGCUCUUUCGCUGCUGCUGCUCUUACACGUUCCUCGCCUGCACCAUGCAUGAGUUGCUUUAGCUCAAAAGGAGGCCAUUCGGCUCAAGCACUCACUCCCAAUAUCUCCCCUGCGCCCGCGAUGGCAAUCCGAGCGAGGCGAGACACGAGUCGAGCACAGCACCAGGCUAGAGCUCUCGAUGAUUUUUUGUCACCCGCCGACCUCUCCCAUGGCGCCGCGCAAUCUCUCCGAUUCAACGCAGAAAAGCCCGUGUUCUCUGGUGCUCGCGCUUUGGCUCGACGCGCUUCCUCUCUGCGACCUGAGACAACACAAAUGGGGACGAGAUUCGCUGCUGCUAUGUACAUCGUCAGCGCGAUCUUCCCAUUCAUUAGGGAACACCUUCUCCCUCAAGUGCACAGUGCAUGUAUUAUCCCAUACUGCAUCGUCGCGCCUGUGCACGGCCAGCCUCGGCGCCGCAGCGACCACUUUUGGGGCAACACCCGUCCAUUAGUGUCGAUUGAGCAGGCUGGCGUGAGUGGAUGUGCGUAGCACUUUCGCCACUCACGAUCCCUUCGUACCCCGGUAAUGUUAUCGCGCGCUAUGCAUUCGCACUCGUCGCAUUGCCCACCCUGCUGCUCCCACAGAUGAUCCCGC